AUGGUCCACAACGAUAGCCUUGGUUUUCAGAGCGUUAUGAGUGAAUCAUUACUGCCGGAUGGUAUAUCCGACGCCAUCAAUGCCACUGUCGUCUUUCCUUCAGGAACUGUCGAAACAAGGCCGACCCAGUUGUGGGAAGUGAUCGUGGUGAUUUCAUGCCCUGUACUUUUUGUGCUGUUCCUCUGCUGCUGUGUCGUUUGUAUGAUCAUCAAGAAUUAUGACCGACCGAUCGCCUCCAGUCAAUCACCGCCACCGCUUUACUCGGACAUCGAGAAAGGAGUAAUAUUCGAUCCUCUCCGCUCUUUAUCCAGUACUGCUCCGUCAUCACCAACAAGCCCUGACGCACCGCCACUGACGAUUCAGUACCUUUAUCCACCUCGCUAUGAGCCGCCAGCCGUUCACAACUCCCACUCUUCAACCUGCACGGACUCUGAACGUUCUACUACAGCAGUCUCGCAUUCCAGUGACUCCAAUCGCUCAUCCUCAGUUUCUGAUCGACCAUCGGUCACAGUAGUUCUUAUGAAUGGUUCGUUGUGA
This is a messenger RNA of Cooperia oncophora, 537 nucleotides long. NCBI's taxonomy places the organism in Eukaryota, Metazoa, Nematoda, Chromadorea, Rhabditida, Trichostrongylidae. The record is from the annotation of a GenBank genome assembly.